Ascochyta rabiei is the source of this 1659-nucleotide messenger RNA. RefSeq names its product D-lactate dehydrogenase (cytochrome). The record is from RefSeq and is a predicted model, not a curated record. Gene Ontology annotation, cellular component: mitochondrion. Gene Ontology annotation, molecular function: D-lactate dehydrogenase (cytochrome) activity; D-lactate dehydrogenase (NAD+) activity; FAD binding. Bases 1 to 1659 code for a protein of 552 amino acids. The transcript has 10 exons. NCBI's taxonomy places the organism in Eukaryota, Fungi, Ascomycota, Dothideomycetes, Pleosporales, Didymellaceae. Gene Ontology annotation, biological process: lactate catabolic process.
AUGUUUCGCCAGCGAGUUGCAAGAUUGAGACAGUCGGCUUCACCUCUGCUAAAACGUGAAAGCUCUCGAGCAAGACCACCUGGACUCAAACACACCACCAAGCCUGGGCCUGUUCGCAAUCAAAAAGCGUUCUGGACAUCGGGCAGAGUGCUCUUGUUCUCGGCAUUCACCGGCACAGCGACAUACCUAUACGGGGUCAGCGAUGCUUCGAGCGUACAGCUCCCGUGGUUGAAGUCUACAGGCCCUCAGUAUGCUUCGAAGCACGAGAUGGAGAAGGCAAUCGCUGAGCUAAGAGCAACGUUUGGUGAAGACACAAUAAGUACGGAUGACGAAGACCUCCACAGACAUGGCUACUCAGAAUGGUCUUCGAUCAACAUCGACCAGCUCCCGGUUGCAGUCGCGUAUCCCAAGUCCACAGAGGAAGUUUCGCAGCUCGCGCAAAUCUGCCACAAAUACAAGAUACCUAUGAUUCCUUAUUCCGGAGGAUCAAGUUUAGAAGCCAAUUUCUCGGCACCUUUUGGCGGCAUGAGCAUCGACUUCACCUUCAUGGACCAGAUCCUCGCGCUGCACGCAGAUGAUAUGGACGUCGUUGUUCAGCCUUCGGUGCCCUGGAUGAGCUUGAACGAUCAAAUCAAAGACUCGGGCCUGUUCUUCCCCGUGGAUCCUGGGCCAUCUGCCAGAAUUGGAGGCAUGGUUGGCACAAGUUGCAGCGGAACGAACGCCGUGCGGUAUGGCACCAUGAAAGAAUGGGUCAUCAACCUUACAGUAGUUUUGGCUGAUGGCACAAUCAUCAAGACUCGAAAGCGGCCACGAAAAUCCUCCGCCGGCUACAACCUCACCAAUCUCUUCGUUGGUUCUGAGGGCACACUAGGCAUCGUGACUGAGAUCACGCUGAAACUGGCUGUAAUCCCGCAAGAAACUAGCGUCGCUGUCGUCACAUUCCCCACGAUCCGCGAUGCUGCAGCUGCAGCUUCCAAAGUCCUCAGAGCAGGCGUGCCUGUUGCCGCGAUGGAGAUCAUGGAUGAUGUGCAGAUGGGAGUGAUCAACAAAGCAGGAUCAACGAACAGAAAAUGGAAGGAGGUCCCAACAAUGUUUUUCAAAUUCUCAGGCACCAAGGCGGGGGUGCAAGAGAACAUCCAGCUGGUAAAGAACAUUUCCCAGAUGCACAAGAGCGGUAAUUUCGAGUUCGCCAAAACUGCCGAAGAAGGCAAGCAGCUGUGGUCAGCGCGCAAAGAAUCCCUUUGGAGCAUGAUGGCAAUUCGCAGAGAAGGUGACGAGGUCUGGUCAACAGACGUUGCUGUUCCAAUUUCUAGGCUACCAGAUAUCAUAGAAAUUUCGAAGAAAGAAAUGGAUGACCUCGGUCUUUUUGCCAGUAUACUGGGUCACAUAGGCGAUGGCAACUUCCACGAAAGCAUCAUGUACAACAGCAAGGACCCAAAGGAGCGCGCGGCCGUCGAGAAGUGUGUGCACGACAUGGUCCACCGCGCACUAGAGAUGGAGGGGACAUGCACCGGCGAGCAUGGCAUUGGGUUAGGUAAGAAAGCCUCACUUCAAAAAGAACUUGGCUUGGACACAAUCAACGUCAUGAGAAGCAUCAAGGGCGCGCUCGAUCCGUAUUGGCUCAUGAACCCGGGGAAGAUCAUGGAUGCAAAAGCUUAA